GGUCGUCCCCAGGGCCCGGGAGGCGGAAGCGUAAGGGGCUGGGGUUCUGCCAUCUGGUUACCGGCUUGGAGUGCUUGAUGCGGCAGAAGCGGGAGUUGGGGUCGCGGGGGAAGCUUCCGCCAGGAUCCGGGCCUGGGUGCGGCUGACGUGCCGGCGCCCGUGUGUGCGUGUCUAGGGAGACAUGGAAUACUGUCUGGCGGCCGCGGUGCUGAACGCGUUAGACCGGCGCUCGCUGCAGCGCUCGGCUCGGCUGGGGCGGGAAGUGCUGGAGCGCGCCAAGAGGAGGGCAGUGAAAUGGCAUUCUCCGGAGCGGUCCAGAGGCAGCGUCGGGGUCCUUUACCCCCAGGGUCCCUACCAGGAACGAUGGUCUGUCUCCGACCUCCAGCGCCUCCUAGGAGAGAGAGAAGAAAGGUGUCCAACCCUUAGUGCUUCCUUCAGAACAAUGGCUGAAUUCAUGGACUAUACUUCAAGUCAGUGUGGGAAAUACUACUCAUCUAUGCCAGAGGAAGGAGGGUCAACCCAUGUCUACCGAUACCACAGAAGGAAGCGUCCAGAGAUGCGUGUGUGCUCAGACACAGGGUACAGCCAACAGCAAAGAAACUGCAGAGGAGAGACAUCUGUUGGUUCAGGAAGCAUCUACCAAACAUCAGAGCGUUCUCAAGAGGCAUUCUGGCCUAUUGACAACAUCUCUAAGGACCUCUACAUAGAAGUGUACCCAGGGACCUAUUCUGUCACCGUGGGCUCAAACUCCGUCACCAAGAAGACUCAUGUGGUUGCAGUUGACCCAGGGCAAAGUGUGGACUUGGUCUUUCCCAUAUGACGUUGACCAUUUUACUCUUUUUAAGUAGCAGGAAGAAUAAAACCACCUUAUAAUUGUCUUAAUAAUGAUACAUCAAUCCUGGUUUUAAUGAACUGGAGUCUGUCUCUUUCAAGAUCAUUUUAAAUUGAAAUUGUAAAAGUCCCCCGUCCUUGUGUGCCUGAAAACAAUAAUGUAAUGGUGCUGUCUGAACAGCUGCUUUUAUUACUAGCUUUCCAAGAAAGUGUUAAUUAUGAUAAUAAAGGGAGAGAUUUGGAAAUAAAAAGAAUUCAUUUUA
Messenger RNA from Psammomys obesus (fat sand rat), 1094 nucleotides. RefSeq names its product A-kinase interacting protein 1 (gene Akip1). The coding region runs from base 182 to 820 and encodes 212 amino acids. The record is from RefSeq and is a predicted model, not a curated record. The transcript has 5 exons. Gene Ontology annotation, biological process: regulation of non-canonical NF-kappaB signal transduction. Gene Ontology annotation, cellular component: nucleoplasm. Lineage: Eukaryota; Metazoa; Chordata; Mammalia; Rodentia; Muridae.